This is a messenger RNA of Gadus macrocephalus (Pacific cod), 2587 nucleotides long. RefSeq names its product finTRIM family, member 82 (gene ftr82). The record is from RefSeq and is a predicted model, not a curated record. Bases 217 to 2022 code for a protein of 601 amino acids. The transcript has 7 exons. NCBI's taxonomy places the organism in Eukaryota, Metazoa, Chordata, Actinopteri, Gadiformes, Gadidae. Gene Ontology annotation, molecular function: zinc ion binding; protein binding.
GGUCCUGUCUCUGGCAGGCAGUACCACACUCCUGAGGGCGGGCUCCCAAGUGUAGUCUGAAGUCUCUCUCUCUCUCUCUCUCUCUCUCUCUCUUUCCCUCCCUCCCUCCCUCCCUCCCUCCCUCUCACUCUACCUCUCUCGACCGUGUUUUCUGUUUGUUUUCCGUACUCCCUCCUCUCUCCCAGGACCGGCUCAGUGUUUAUUUUGCUCACAGCCAUGGCUGAGCCCAGCUCUUCAGACUACUUUAGCUGUCCGCUAUGUGUGAGCCUGCUGAGGGACCCGGUGGCCAUCCCCUGUGGCCACAGCUUCUGCAUGGACUGCAUCAGCGGCUACUGGAACGAUGCAGACUACACGGGGAUCUACAUUUGUCCCCAGUGCAAGAUCACCUUCACCCAGAGGCCCGUGCUGAGGCCAAACGCCACGCUGACCCUGGUGGCCGAGAAGAUCAAGAAGAGCGGCCUCAACCUCAACAACGGAAACGUCCACAGCCCCGCCGCCGCCGCCGCUGCCGCUCCCAGCCCCGCCGCCAACAGCUACGCCGGGCCGGCCGACGUCCCCUGUGACUUCUGCUCCGGGAAGAAACUCAAGGCGGUCAAGUCCUGCCUGAACUGCCUGGCGUCGUACUGCGAGAAGCACCUGAAGCCCCACUACGAGUCGGCCACCUUCAAGAGGCACAAGCUGGUGGACGAGCUGGGGAACCUGGACAGGAAGAUCUGCCCCCAGCACCAGAAGUCCCUGGAGCUCUUCUGCCGGACGGAUCAGAUGUGCAUCUGUGCCAUCUGCACCGUCAGCGAGCACCGGGGCCAUGACAUCGUCUCGGCCGAGGCGGAGCGCAGCGAGAAACAGAAACUGCUGGGAGUCUCUCAGGCCGAGAUCAAACAAAAGUGCCAGGAGAGGAUGAAGGAGCUGGAUGAGUUAAGGACCUCCGUGGACUCCCUGAAGAGCUCCGCCCAGAGAGCUAUGGUGGAGAGUCAGAAGAUGUUCGAAGAAAUGAUUCGCUCCAUCGAGAGGAUGAGGACAGAGGUCACCAAGUUGAUUGGCAUCAAUGAGAAGGCCGCCUUCAACCAGUCCGAGGCCCUGGUGGAACGCCUGGAGCAGGAGAUCGACGAGCUCAAGAAGAAGGAGGCGGGGCUAAAGCAGCUCUACAGCACUGAGGACCACAUUCAUUUCCUGCAGAACUUCAACUACCUCUGCACGCCGACGGACGACGGCUUCAUCCCCCGUGUGACGGUGAACCCAGACUUCUCCUUCGCCACCGCCAGGAAGGCCGUGUCUGAGAUCAAAGAGCGGCUGGAGGAGUACGGCCGAGAGGAGCUCCUCAAGAUCUCCAAGUCAGUGAACGAGGUCCCAGUCUACACACAGGUUCCAACCUACACAACGGAGACCUUACAAACAAACCGCAGUGAGAGAACAUUGGACAGAAGAAGCAGAGGCAAAGAAAUAAUGACAGUGGACAGUGCUCCCCCACCAGAGCCCAAAACCAGGGCAGACUUUCUCAAAUACUUCUGCCAGCUGAAGCUGGACCCCAACACGGCCUACAGGGAGCUGCAUCUCUCCGACAGCAACAAGAAGGUGAUCCGCACGCGGGACCUGCAGCCAUACAGCGACACCUCGGAGCGCUUCGACAGCUUCGCCCAGGUGCUGUGCCGAGAGGCCCUGUCCGGUGGCCGCUUCUACUGGGAGAUCGAGUGGAGCGGGGAGUUCUCCAUCGGCGUGGCCUACAAGGGCAUCAGCCGCAAGGGCAAGGGCUCGCUCUGCCUGCUGGGCUAUAACGACAAGUCUUGGAGCUUGCUCUGCUCCGACACGGGUUACUCCGCCUGGCACAAUCGGGUGGACAAGAACGUGUCCGGCCCGCAUUCGCCACGGAUAGGGGUGUAUCUGGACCACACCGCGGGGGUCCUGGCCUUCUACAGCAUCAGCGGCAGCAUGAGCCUGCUGCAUAGGUUCGAGACCCGCUUUGGCGAGCCUCUGUACCCUGGCUUCGGGGUUGGCACAUCGGUCAAGAUCUGUCAGCUGAAGUGACCUCACGUCCCUGAACAGUCUCGUUACGUGGCCUGUGUUUAUGAUAGAAUGUAAUGUACCAAGCAAAUGCCUUUUGUCUACUUUUUCAGCCGUUUUAAACUGUACUUCAGUUUAGAGUUGCGAUGGAAUUGCACAUAUUUCACAAGCUGAAAUAUUAGGCGUAUUACAGCAUGCUAUUGUAUAUAUUCCUACACCUAAGCAAUUAUUUUUUUGCAUUUUGAUGCAAUUUGUAUUACUGCAACACAUGCAAAAUAUAUUCACAACUGUACUCGGCAAGUUUAUGAAGUGUUAGUCUAUUUUUUUGCCUCCACCUUUUAUUUAAAGUACUGUAAUGGUAUAGAUAACCACUCAUUUAUAUGACAGGAUAUUCAUUUAUAAUGGUCAAUUUGUCAAUAAAGUGCUAUAUAAUUUUAUUAUUUAUUGGAAUUUAAUUUGAACAAAAGAAGCCAAUGUGGCUGUGCGACGGUGAGAGCGAUAUCUUGAGAUUAGGCUGUUUCUUUGAAAUUAAACCAAAUUGUGUAAAAAGGACCAGCAUGACGCCCGUGGAAUUAGAGAAAAAAAUGUU